Molecule: messenger RNA, 1398 nt
Organism: Peronospora farinosa
Lineage: Eukaryota; Oomycota; Peronosporomycetes; Peronosporales; Peronosporaceae
Source: the annotation of a GenBank genome assembly
AUGAGUGAGAAAGUAUCAGAUGUGGUAACAAUUGAGUCAACUUCUGACCGGCAAAAGGAAGAGCUUCGAUGUCUUGUAAGGAGAUAUACAAAGCUCGAUGAGAAAAGUGAGGAAGGUCUUGCAAUUGCAAAACAAGUGUAUGCGGAUACUGGAUAUUACUUAGGACCUAUGACCAAAGAGAUUCCCAAGUUUGCCAUGGAUUCAAAGUAUCGAAAGAAAAGUUUAAAGAAACUUACGGGUUGUUUAGAUCGGAUGAAUCAAGAAUGGAGUGAUGCUGACUCGAAGCGUGAAUUUUAUACUGAGACGAAAUAUUCUCGUAAUGAAGACGGAUUGUUCGAGUACAUAGACACUGUCACGGGUGCACAGAUUCCAACGCGGGUGUACGAGCAACGGUAUUUGCAGUACAUUAAGGCACACGAAAUCAAUCCGGUGCUUCGUCUCUUUCCUGGUCAAGAAAUAGUGGCACGAGAAGACAAAGGGAUGGAGAAUGAUACACCCGCAUCAUCAGCAGUAUUGAAAGCGGACGAAAAUACAACGUCGCUUUUCGUGGCUACACUGGGAAUCGACAUUAGCUCAAGCUUUAUUAUCGACAAGUAUUUUUUUUCAUCCGGAGCAAGACAAGCGCCAUUGGAUAUUCAAAGAUAUAGAGGUGAGGAUAUGGCAUUUCGGGCGGCAGUGGAUAGUGCUCGGGCGGACUUAUGGCAUCGUUGGGGCAUUGCGUUCGAUCGAGUGUCUGCUGAUCGCGCAAUACAAGCUGGAAGCGGUCAUUCUGACAAGCAACUGCAGCCGACAAUAGACGUUGCAGAUCAUCGCUCAGCAACGCGAAAACGCGCACGAGAGAGGCGACGAAGUCUCGUUUUACCAAACUCGGAUGAUAUACUAUCUAUCGAGGCAAGUGUAGAAAAUAGUUCAGAAGAUGCAAAUGACACAACAUCGAGCAAAAGCGAUUCUCAUCAGCCACGACCGAAGAAGUGUCGAUCCAUGUCGCAAAAGUCAAACACAGCCCAGAAAUCUCGACGCGAAUCUCGACGUCAGAGCAUUGUUAGCCAGGUGGACUAUAGUUUAAUCGUGACAAGUGAGGCUGAGGAAAAGACGGCUGCUACGAAUUGCAGAGUACCUCAAAGCUCGCGCAAGUCUCUGUUUCCUAGACAUUCUGCUAAUGGAUAUGCUCGAGAGACCAGUUCACUAGAGAUAGUGGAAGACAAAGAUUCUGACUUGUGCCAGCUUUGCUAUAGUGAGAAAGCUCUGGUGCACAUGAACCGUUGCGACCACGCCGUUUGUUCCUCGUGCUGGUCGCGGUUGUCUCCAUCAUCUGGAAAAACUGGGAUAAGCUUGCGUCGUGUUUGUCCCUGGGAUUGCGAGGUGGUGACAAACGAAAGUGAGGAGAAAAGCUUGUAA